CGAAAGAAGUAUUGGCGGGUUCCAUUGAGAGCGCGGGUAUCAAGUUCGUGAUUCUUCUGGGGACUUUCUGGCAUAAGCUUGUUUUCAUGCACUGAUGAGAGACCCAAUUUCACCGUCAUAGUAACUGAGAAAAAAAUAUAUUCUUUGUGUUUGAAGUUUUUAUUUUCAAAUGAAAAUGUUCAUCUAAUUUUCUACUCACUAAUUAACAAUUUCUUCUUACGUAGUCGAAUAGCAAAAAAACAAGAAAAGAAUCUUAUUUUCAAUGUUAAAAUUACCAACGACAUCAUUUCUAUCAUUAACAUUAUUAUUAGUACUACUGUUGUUAUCAUUACCAUUGUUAAUCCUUCUUUUUACAAAAUGACUAUUUCAAAUAAAUUUGGAUGUUUUUCAAUUAUCCAUCCAAGUGUAUUAUUACUUAUUCCUUUAGUGUUAUUCAAUACAACUAGCGCCAGUUUGCAGAUUAUACCGCAUUUCACCAGCCUACCUCCAUCUAUCUCACAAUUUGUAUAUCCAUCAACCGAUGGUACCAGUUUCCCACCACUUGAACUUGUAUGUCGAGCAUGGCCACCUAAUUCUAAGCUGCAUAUUUUAGCCCAACAAUUGACAUCUCCAGGAUUCACUGAUCCAACAUUUGGUGCAAAUCCUAUUGUUUCUACUUCAUUAAUUGCUGUCAAUCCUAAUCAUCAUAGUAAUAAUAAUAACAAUAAUAAUAAUGGAUUAAUGCAAUUACCUUAUGGUCUUGGCAGUCAACGAUAUGCUAUUUUAUCCUCUACACAAAUCACUAACUCUUAUCAACCAAAUUUAGAUGGUACUAUUUCUGGUAAUAGUGGUUAUCAGUCAGUUAAUCCAUUGAUUAUUCAUGAAACUUUAACUGAUGCAAUUCGUGACAAUCCUGCAGCUGGAUCUCAUGACGAAGUUGCUAUUCGUCUUAUAGUUUCUAGUCAAUCAGAAUUAAGUCAAGUGGAAUUAAUACGGUUACACUGCUUAGCUACUACUUCGUUUGGUCGUAAAUUAAGUGCACCAUUCCGUGUGCUUCCUGCUAGUUUGGGUUCAUUCCCAACUCCUAGAAGUGGUGGACCAUCUUCAUCUCACACUGAAAAUGUUGAGUUUCUACGAGGGAAUAUUGCUAUUGUUGACUGUUAUUUGCCAAUUAAUAGUUUUCCUAAACCAUUAAUUGAAUUUGAAUUAAACAACACUGUUAUUGAUCUUACAGCUUCACAAAAUGAAAAAUACCGUCAAAUUACCCGUCCAGACGGGAAAAGAAUUAGUUUAUUAAUACAAAAUUUUCAACCACGUGAUUGUGGUAUCUAUCGUUGCGUGGCAAUCAAUCCAUUAACUAGAGAAAGGAAAUAUUCACCGGAUGCAGUGAAUUUAAAAAUUAUCAUCCCAGAUGUUCCUGUUGCCGGAAAAAUUCGUGUUCCUAUGGCGUCGGAAUCCAUAGAUCCUCGGAAUUCAGCAGCAUCCCAAGAAAUAGUCGUUCGAGAAGGUCAAAAUGUUACAUUGUUUUGUAUUAUUCAAAGUGCUCCACCUCCUAUUGUCACUACUUAUCCAUUUGAACAAAAUUCCACUGCACAUAACCGUUUUCAUCGACAUAAUUUAUUUGGAUUAUUGGAGAUAAUAAAUGUACACCCUAGCGAUGCUGGUAUCUAUAUUUGUACAAAUCGUCAAUUAAGUUCUACUGCUCAACUACGUGUUCGAAAACGUUUACGUUUAACAACAAAACCUCAAGAUGUACUAAUUAAUCAUUUCGGUGAAAGUGUUCAAUUCAAAUGUACAAGUUCAAAUGAACAAAUUAUACCAUAUUGGUUAUUUAAUGGACAACCAAAAAUUACAGGAAUUGGAAAAAGUGCCUACACUAAAAUUCAUGGUAAUCAUAAUACACUAACGAUAACUAAUGUUACUGUACAGGAUAUAGGAGUUUAUCAAUGUGUCGCACAUCGAUGGGAUCCUGAUCCAGAUCUAGAAGAAUGGGUAUCAGCAUCAGCUGUACUAGCAAUGAGUUCUGAUAAACUUAUUCGUACACCUCAAGAAUUAGCCUUAUUAUUGCCAACAUCGAAACAAGCAAUCAUGGAGGUGAAACCACCAGAAAUAAUCACCGAUAGUUUAACACCGAUUGCUGAACCAGUUUAUGAUAAUUUAGCAGUGUAUAUCACAUGGAAAGCAUAUACUAUCACUACUCCUAAUAAAUUGGAAACACAAACUCAUCAUGAUGGUGAUGAUGUUAUCGGUAGUGAUAAUAAUAAUAAUAAUAAUAAUAAUAAUAAUAAUAAUAAUCCUGAUAAUAACGCUGGACAAAUUGCUUACCAUGUUGAAUAUUCCAUGCAAAUAAGUCCUGUUGAAAGACAAUAUAUCAAUUCUAAUCCAAAUAACAAUGUUGCUGAUAAUACCAAUAAUAAUAAUAAUGGUAGUAGUAAUAAUGAUCAUAAUAAUAAUAAGCCAUCUUCUGAAUUAUCUGAUUUGCCUGCUUUAAUCGGACUAAUUGGUCAUGAGGCUAUCCUGUGGAGUGAUCCAACUGCACUUAAUCAACAAUUUUCAUCGGCAUAUGCUUAUGCAACUGGUGAUCCGUUACAACCAGGCAGACGUUAUCGUUUUCGUGUCAUCGCUUUGGAUCCAUCUACUGGACUACAUUUAGUCCCACCAUCCGGUUGGUCAAAUAUAGUUAGCAUGGAGCAUAUUAGUCAAGUGGAACCACCACAAAUCAAAGUGGUUCGUCCUAUGUCGGAAGGUCGAGUUCAUGUAGUAUGGAUGUUCAAUGGUGUUGGUGAUGUUCCUUCAAAUCCUAAUGAUUUAGGUAUCUUAUCCAAAUCAUCAAGCCCUUCAACUCAAAAUAAUAAUAAUAAUGGUUUAUCACAAAAAGAUAAAUCAUCAGAAAUUACUUCUAAUUCACUAACUACUUUCGGUGAUACAACGCCAUUAUUUCUUAAAGAUUCAAAUAUUGAACAAUUUAUCGCUGAUCAUUUUCUUAUACUUGCACGACCUGUAAUUAAACCAAAACGUGGUUCCGGUGGUACUAUUGAAUAUGGUGCUUAUUGGGCUACACAAGUAAAUGGUUCUAAUGCUAGAGAUGGUUUAUUGACAGGUUUGAAUAAUACUGCAAAUUAUCAAAUUAUAGUUUAUGGAGUUAAAGGAACUGGUGACAACCGACAGAUUACACGUUUCUCUAAAGCAGUCUAUGUAAAUAUGGCUUCAACUGACUACACUGGUCGUUACAGUUUACUGGAUACUUUAAAUAAUAAUCGUUUAUUAUACAUAAUCUUGGGUGGUAUAGCCGGUGUAAUGUUUCUAGUCAUGUUCAUACUGAUCCUGUUGUGUUUAUGUCGUCAACAUCAAGAUCGUCGUACACAUAGUCAACGUAAAAAACAAAAUGGUUAUGUACACGGGUAUAAAGAUUCACCGGAUUUUCAUCAUACUAUUGAUGGAACAACUAGUGGAAUAAAUAAUCCCCAAUUAUCGCAUGGUAAUAUGAUAUCGACUAAUCAAAGUAAUAAUAAUAAUAAUAUGAACACAAAUAAUAAUCCUUCCGGUGCUCUCACUAUAACUCAUACUACUAACAAUAAUACUGCUCUUCCUCAUAGUAGUAGUACACAUGAUCAUCAAAUUAUGCCAUCAGGAACAAUGAUGAUGAUGAUGGGUAAUUUACAAUGUAGUGGUCUAUCGGAACAUUCAGCAUCAAAUAAUCCUGUACAAAAUGAAUUACAGCAUCAAAUGUACAUACAGCAACAACAACAACACCAAUCUGAUCAAUAUAAUUCCACUUUGGGCAUAUCUAAAGAGGCAGCGUAUCAACAACGUCAAGCUAUGCUAGGAUCACAAUUACAAUUACAACAACAACCAUCAUCAUAUAUGACAAAUCAACCAUCGUUAUCGCAUCAUCAGUCACAUCAUUCUCUAUUACUUCCGUCUGCUGGUGGUGGUACCGGUAAUUCGAAUUAUCAUAUACUUUCUGGACAAAAUAGUAAUACUAAUAAUAGUAAUGUACUUUCACCAACAAUGUUUCAUAGUGGUACUUUACCAGGUGGUGGACCACGUUAUUUACGACAACAAUCAUGUAAUUCACAUUAUUUCGGUAGUCAACAACCAUUAGAUAGAAAUAUGGUUAGUCCAAAUGCAAUGGAAAUGACUGAACUAUAUAAUCAACAAUAUCAGAAUGGUUACGCUUAUCAACAACCACAAUUACCGCCGAUUCCACAUCCACAACCAUCAUCAGGUCUACCACCCCCGUAUCCAACACCAUUGAGUAAUAAUGGGACCAUAAAUCGUCAAAUGGUGUUAAAUCAACAACAAAAUUUUUAUCCUGCUUCAAUGACACCUAGUGGUGGGGCUUCGUUAAAACGUGAACCUCCAACUGGCAGUGGUGGGGUCAAUGCUGGUGCACUACAGGAUGGAUCGGGUUAUGGGACAUUAGUCCAACGUGGUGGAGGUCCAUUAACUGCUUCCAUGAUGACUGACCCAUCAAUUGGUAGCGGUAUUAAUGGUGUACCAAUGAAUGCUGUUUAUUAUCGUGGCAGUCAGCAGGCAUUACAUAUGUACCCUAAUGGAAUGAGUACUCCUCAAUCUCAACAACAACAUCAUCAAGGUGGCGGUGGUGUAUAUCAAUCAAAUCAACAACAGGCAUUUUAUAUGCAACAACAAAUGCAACAUGCUCAAAUGUAUCCAGGUUAUUUUAGUCCACAGCCUCAGUCGCAUUUCGAUUCUAUGGGACAUAUGCAUCAUAAUUUCAAUCAUACUGACGGCGAAUCGGUCUAUUCAUAUUUUAGCCAACAAGAUAUGAAUCAACCUGGUCCACACCAACAUUUAAAUCCAUUGCCUGAAGAAAAUCAACUAAAUCAAUGUGAAAAUGGUCCCGGUUACGUGGACUCUAGUAUUCAAACAGCUGAUAUGAAUGACGGGGGUGAUGGCACAACAGCGACGGCGGCAGUAGGCACGACUACAGAACCUGGUACCGGCGGUAGUCCAGUCGCCGGUGGUGGUAGUCAUCGCCAUCAUCGUCGAAGGAGACGUAAACAGUCACAACAACAACAAUCCCAGUCAUUGUCACAACAACCCGCAGAUAUGUCGGACACAUCAAGAAAUGUUGGUGUCGAUGAUCCCGCUACUUGUGGCGGCGGUGGGAUGGUGAUGAUGGACCGUUUACAAAACCAAGCUCAAUCAGUUCGUGGUUCACAAAUGGAUAUAGGUGUAGUACAGAAACGACAACAUACUCUAUCUCCUGGACCGUAUUCCGAUACAGAUCCAAUGAUGAAUGGUCAAUCUAACAUGCCACCUGGUCAUCAUUCUUAUCCACAUCCAAAUGGAUCGAUGGAACCAUCACCAAUGUCAAGAUAUAUUCGUUAUGAUUCACCUCAACGUGCUCCAUCCGUACUGGGUCAAUUACCACCUCCUAAUCAACCUCCGCCGCCACCACCUCCCCCGGCUGUAGCAGCUAUGGCAUUCGCUGCCCAGAUGAAUAGCUCAGAUCAUAGUCGACACAAUUCAAUGACUUAUCAACAACAUCAUCAUUUUAAUCCAGAUUCCCUUUCGCGUCACAUUGGCGGUGGCAGUGGGGUCGGUGCUGCUACUGGUGGCAGUUCCGGAGUUUAUCACCCAUCUGGUUCUGGUACUACCGGUUUAUUAGUCGGUCCACCACCUCGUAUACGUGACUAUUCGGAAUAUGGUAUUCCACGGGGUAUUGGUCUUCCGCCGACACCAGCUGCUGCGGGAGGCGGUGGACAACCGCAACCACCACAGCACAAUGUCUUGAUGUCACCUGGUGGUGUCAAUAAUAAUAUCAAUAAUGCUAAUCAUGGAAGCGUGUAUUAUGACGGUCAUUAUCGCGAAGGUCAAGCAUAAAUUCACUUCUUUUUAGACCUAUUACUAACGAUUCUGCUUCUUCAUUAGUUUUCCUGUCGAAAAUAACAGCUUCUGUAUUAUAAUACACAAUCAUAAAUGAUCGAUCUACACCAUAUUGCUUUUCCAAUCAUUGAUUAGUAUGAUUAUCGUUCGAAUUUAUUCUGUAUCAUAAUGUGCUGUCGUUUAUAUUCACUGUUGUUCCUGUACGUUGAUUCGUUAAACCAGCAUUUUUUGUUUGUAUGUUUGUUUGUUUGCUUGUUUUUUUCUCUCUCUCCUCCCGCUUGAUACGCUUUUUUAAUGUUUAUCCUUUAGACAAUUCAAUCUCUGUCUAUAUCAUUAUCAAUCAGUUACGUGAUAUAUGCACAUAUAUAAGUGUAAUUGUCACCAUAUUUGUUUAUAUGUUAUAUGUGAAUAAGUUAUGUAAGAAAGUUUACACUUAUUACUCUGUGUUUCGUUCUAAUCUUUCUCGAUUAUUGUGGAAUAGUCGGCGUAUACGCGUGGCUAGCUUAUUGGCUUGAUCUCUUUCUCUCUCUCUUCUCUGCCUUCGAUCAUCUCAUGUGUGUGUUUUAAGUAGAAAAACACAUAAACCGAUCGCGUAUUACAAUUAUUUUAUCAUUAUAUUGUUUCUAUUCGCAAUCUCAUCUAUGUUUAGCAAUCCAUCAAUUUGUUUGUUUUAACGUUAAAAGGUUGCCCGCUUUUUCUGAAUACUUUUUUUUUGAAAUCUAUGUGAUUGUUUUUUCUCCUUAAUUAUUCAAGUUGAUUUAUACACCAUUUCUUUUUCCCAUUCAAAAGGAAUUUCACCCAUAUACAAACACUCUGAAUAGGAUGUACUAGUAUGAGUAUGAGUACUGUAGCAAUACUACUACUACUACUGUUAGUAGUAUAAUUAGUAGUAUUAGUCAAAAUCAACACUUCCUUUUAUCUUAACCAUCUUAUUUGCAUCAUAUUGUACGGGUAUUAUUUACUUUUUUUCCCCAACUGUAUCAUCUUUUCAAGUUUAUUUCAUGCAUUUGUAUUAUAUAUGCACGUGUUGUAUGUAUUUUACCUUGUCUCCUACCGUAAACAUUAUCACAUCUCUAUAUACUACCUAUCUCUACUACUAAUAGUAGUAUUAAAAGUUACCAUAACUUAAUUUUAUUUACGUUAAUUUAACCCAUAUUUUCUUUUUCUUCAUUUUUAUUAUUCUAGACUAAUUAUGCAUGUAUAUUAUUGAUUCAUUGUAUUUUUUAUUGGUUCCAUAUAUGUACUUCAAUUACAUGUAUUGUGUUUUCUUUUGCCGGUUAUCACAGACUAUUUUGUUCUAUAACCUCUCUCUGUCUCUCUCUUUCCUAUCAAAUUAACCAAGUAAACAUUUACUGGCCACACGACAUGGCUACUUAAUCACUAAUCAUCAGUUCAUUCAUUACUAUGACAUUAUUAUAUUAUGUAAUUACUAUUGUCUUGUAGAUAUGUACAGUAAUAGUAUGUAUAUAUACAUAUAUAUAUAUAUGUGUGUAUGUGUUUCACUACUCUGUGUGUAUGAUUAAACUUAUAUUUGCUUACUAAAUAUUAAUAUAUAAAAUACUCUUUGACUUAUUCUCUACAUGAACGAAUUGCCUUAAUUGUCCUUUUUCAUAGACAAAAUUAUUUUACUUACCAGUAUAUCUAGGUUCUGUGUAUAUUCAAUCCUUUGAUGAAGUAUUGCAUACACAAACACACACACACACACAACCACAUCAAAUCACAUGUCUUUGUUGCCUUUCUUAUAUUCCUGCUUAUUUCAUCAUUAUUUCAUUACAGAAAAAGAAAGAAACACUAUCAUCCCAGUUUUAAAUAGCCUUUAUUCACUUUGCUUAUGUCUAUGUAAGUGUAUGUAUGUAUGUAUGCGUGCUCGCAUGUAUUCUUAUUUCAUUCAUUGCCUCUUGACAACAAAAAUGCUUACAUUAAGUUGUAGGUAAUCCGUUUUGCAUUAUCCUUACAGUUUACUCUCUACAUGACAAUGUUUUUUUUUCAUAAUGAAGCAAAGAAUUCACAACCACACACACACACGUACUUUUUUCGAAGAAGAAAAAAGAAAAAAAUUUCUUUCUUUUCUCUUCCAAUUGUCUUUAAUACCAUUCAUAUUUUGCAUAGUUUGAAUAGUUGUCUUCUCUUGUUUGAUUCUUUUAUUCUUUACAAGUCACUAAAUAUAUAUUUAUUGAAAUGUAACUAUAUUGUACGCAUUCACCCUUUCAAACUCUCUGAAUUCAUUCUGUUGUAUGUCAGUUAUUUUAAUGGCAAACAAAAAAAUUAUAAUCUUACGUCAUGUAUCCAUAUACUUGUAUCGUCGUACGUUCCAUGUCUACUACUACUAGCACUACUACUACUACUAUCACCACUAAUAAUAAUAUUGAUAAUCAUGCAUCUACAUAUAUUAGGUGUGUAGAUUGAAAUUGAAACAAAUGUGUGAGGUAAUUACUUUUCGAAGUGAUAUUAUGCAUCUUUGUUAAAUAAUAUUAUGACUAUUGUUAUGAAAGAAUUAUGUACAAUUUUUAUGCCGUUCACUAUUCUGUUUAGUUUAAUGAUAGUUUUUAAUUAAUCAAUCAAUAUCUGGUCAUUUGUUUAAGACUAAUAUGUGUUCUAGUGUUUAUCUAUUUAAACAUAUCAAUAUUGCAAUUGUUGAAAUUAUGAGUCAAUUGAAGCUAGACCACGAUGGAAAAUCUGGAAGUACUGGAUGGCCGUUUUUUCUUCCUAGUAUGGGACUCCUCAUCUGCUCACUAGUGACUGACUUCAAGAGGCAUUUCCUGUAGUUCUAGUGAGAAGCCGUGACCAGUGUAGUUCAACCAGGUCUGUUAUGAGAUAUCAGCUCAUUGAAGACAAUGGUGUACGAUGGUGCAAUUUCGUGGAUUGGUUGAAGUUAGAUAUUAACACCGUUGGAUGGCGGCUCAGUGGUCUAAUCGUUAAGCAAUCACGCGCGUGACUGAUAGGUUCUGGGUUCGAAUCUCACGGGAGGCGGGAUCGUGGAUAUGCACUGUUGCGGAGUCCCAUACUAGGACGAAACGGCCGUCCAGUGCUUCCAGGUUUUUCAUGAUGGUCUAGCUUCAAUUGACUCAUGAUUUCAACAAUUGAAAUUUCUAAAAAUCUCCACAAAAUCCCUUCUGAUAUGAAUAUUGGUACAAGGAGGCACAAAACAUGUUUAUAUAUGCGCCACACAAAGCAUUCGAUUUGUAUGAGGGUUGGGAUAUUGUCCGGGUGCCUAAACCGAGGCAGGUAGUUUCCUUAGGGGGUCACACUCCGAGCUUUUGACCUAGAGGUCUAAUCCACAAGAUAGUGGAGCAAUUUUAGGAGAUGCAGUUCCAUGAUAGCCAGUGACCAAUAAUUGGUUCAUACACCUUUUGUGCACCAUUGGUUUGAACCUCCUAUCUAGUUAAAAUAUACUGUCAUCGUUAUUCUGGUAUAGCUUAAUGAAUUAGGUUGAUACAUUUUGUACUAAGUUUUACGUUAUUCGCGACAGGUCACUACUACUGACGGAGUUCGAACCUCUUCGUAUUUAGAGGUGUUUUAUCUCAAGACGCAAAAUUCUGACUAUUGUUUUCCUAACCUACGUCUGCUAUUCCGCCUACAGUCUAGCGUUCUUAGCCUUGAACAAUUAACGCAAGCUACCCUCGUACCUUCAAGCACUUCUCUUUAUCCAGCGUUUAGUUCCAAAAGUCAGCAGCCAACCUAUUAUUUUAUUUCAAUCAGUCGGAACACACAAAAAUAAUCUCAAACACUUACUGGCUUAUGUACACGGACUGCAAAGCUAACCAAAUGAGAAUUCAUAGUUUAGAUACAAUCAUGCCAUAAGUCAUAGAGAGCGAAGCAAACAGUACAUAAUUAAUUAGCAAUAUUUAAGUAAUAGUAAAAUGUAUAACGAUAGUUAAUAGGUCCACUGAGAGCUUGCGAUAGGUUAAGUAUAGUAAUACGAUUAUACAGUUAUCUGUUAAUUAUACAGUAAAAAUGUAAAUCCCCUGGGUCGUGAUCUAGUUCUGCCGAUCACUUGGUAAUAUGGUCAUUAGUUCAGAUGACACUAUAUUGCUUGCAGUGUGUUGAUAAUGUUAAACCGGCAGGAAAAACCUUGUUUCGACCUAGGUUUUAUGCUAGUUAAUACUCGUCAGGAAGGUGUAACUGUUUAUUACAUUUGAACAACCAACAUUCGUUAGUUUUCUUUUAAUACCACGAUUGCUUGCUGUGGACUUGUUUUUGUUUGAAAUCAUAAUCUAACUAGAAAUAGUUUAGAUAAUACAUAAUUAAUUGCUAAGUUUUAUUGUCAUUGAUAUAUCUGAUACUUGAUCGCUUGGCGAUAACUUUCUAAUCAUACUAUCUAAUCCCCUAAAGUGCGACGCUGAACAUAAGAGGGAAGGCAGAAGGUGUGAGUGUAAGCUUUACUUCGAAUGUUAGUUUAGGUACAAAAAAAGACAAACGACAGGUGUUUUAGAAACUUCCUGUAAACAUAUUCGGUCUUCGAUUAAUACAAUUAGAAUAUAUCAAAUGAUCCAUCGUUUUUCUCGGACUCUCGGAGGCUUCUAUUAUACUCUAAUUGGACGAAGUUUCUUGAGUUUUUCAAAGGCUCACAAUAUUCUAAAAAAAUUUGACGAGACUAUAUAAACGAACCAAUCAGAUAUAAUAUAACAGGUCUUGGAUUUUGGCGCGAAAUCCACUCAUCCUUUUGGCUAAAUAAUGUUCUGGCAUUUUAGCCGAUGUCAGUUCGCGAUAUAAAACACUAAAUCUAAUCCAUACCCAUCAACUGCAAAUCAUAAUUCUAAUUCCUUACACUCUUUUAUAACUUUCAUUUAGUCCUAAUUAUUAGGCGGGUACUCAAGGUCGCUCAUAGGUUGUCUACAAAUUAUAGCCUCACUAGUUUCUUGUCAAAUGAUAUAAUUUAAUAAUUGAAUUCAUGAGUUGAUUGGGCGGCUGUUUCAUCCCAGUAUUGGACUCAGCAGUGCGCACACGAGCUCUUAACCACUAGACCACUGAGCCGGCAUCCAACGGUGUUAACGUCUAACUGCAACACGUUCAGUGCUUCCAGGUCUUCUAUGGUGGUCUAGCUUCAACUGACUCAUGAAUUCAACUAGUAAAUUGCUAUAAUAUCCAUAAGACCC
This is a messenger RNA of Schistosoma haematobium, 10928 nucleotides long. RefSeq lists its product as uncharacterized. Bases 358 to 5829 code for a protein of 1823 amino acids. The record is from RefSeq and is a predicted model, not a curated record. The transcript is spliced from 23 exons. Lineage: Eukaryota; Metazoa; Platyhelminthes; Trematoda; Strigeidida; Schistosomatidae.